CCUGGGUCUUCCUUACGGUCCCCCACCCAGCACUUGGUGGUGGGGGCACCAAACCACAAACACUCUAUUUUUUUUUCUGAUUUAAACUAAUAUAUGGUAAUUAAUGAGAAAUGUAGAACAUGUAGAAAGGCAUUAAUGAAAAAUGAGUGCUCUGGGUGCAAGGUAUUAAUAAAAAAUGAAUCACUCAGAGUGACGUCAUCUUUCUGCGGCGCGCGGACACCCGCUGGUGGAAGAAGAAACAGCUCCGCAGCCCUUCGCUUCUUUUGCUGGGCUGCUGCUCCUUCGGCAUCAUGGCGCCGUCGCUGUGGAAGGGGCUGGUGGGCAUCGGUCUCUUUGCCCUAGCCCACGCCGCCUUUUCCGCGGCGCAGCAUCGUUCUUAUAUGCGAUUAACAGAAAAAGAAGAUGAAUCACUGCCAAUAGACAUAGUGCUUCAGACACUUCUGGCCUUUGCCGUUACCUGUUAUGGUAUAGUUCAUAUUGCAGGGGAAUUUAAAGACAUGGAUGCCACUUCAGAACUGAAAAAUAAGACAUUUGAUACGUUAAGGAAUCACCCAUCCUUUUAUGUAUUUAAUCAUCGUGGUCGAGUACUUUUCCGGCCUUCGGAUACAACAAAUUCUUCAAACCAAGAUGCAUUGUCCUCUAACACAUCAUUGAAGUUACGAAAACUCGAAUCGUUGCGUCAUUAAGAUUUUUACAAAUUAUAAUAAUAGGACAGGACACAGAGCUGGAAUAUUGGAGUUUGGGGUAUAAAACACUCCUCCCUGCCCGCCAUUAGUAUUUAUAUUGAUCUUUCAGACCUACUUUAGAAAAAACCAUGGCCCUCAUUUAUAUACUGUUAAUCCAAUCAUUAAUGCAGUGUAAGUUAUAUGUGAAAUAAGUCUUUGGUAUUUCAUAUAGGAAUUUUUUUUCAUUGAAAUCAAAUCCACAUCUUUUGUAAAAGCCACUGUUUUGAACACAUUUCCUUGAAAAAUGUUGGUUUUUGUGAUUAUUUAUUUUUUUAGAUUUCUUUUGCACUACAGUUUUUGGAAUCCUUUUGGAAAUACUGUGAUGAAUUAUGGUAAAAUCGUCUUCAAUUCUUAACAAAUGGACUUCCCUAACCCUAAUGACACCAAAAUGGUGAUUUAACAGUUUUUCUUGUGUCCCCUAAAAAGUGGCUCUGCUUCAGAAGUACUUGCCAGUUUUUAAUUUAUUUGUGACUUUUCACCCUACCCUGCUCCCAUAUACCUUCUACCAUCGGCUGUCUUGUUUCAUCAUUUCUCUGAGAUUCUGUGUGCAGUGAGCAAUUUUUGUGUCAGAAAUUCUUUGUCAGAACAAAUAUAUUUAACAAGCUCAACUUGCUGUAAAACUACUUGUGUUCUCUUAAUUUGUCUGUAAAAAUUUCCCUAAUUGAUUAUAUAGUGUAAGAAUAGUUGAAGACUAGUUGAAGACCUUUUGUGAUUUCAUUAUCUUGCCUAUGCAGAAGAAAAAUCAUUGAGGAAAAUUGUCAUUAGCCAGUUUAACUGAUUCAAACUCUUGUUUAUUUCAUACUAAACUAGUGAAUAAGUGAAAUAAAGGCAACUCGUCAUUAAUCUAAAGACAGAGUUCAAAGGAAUAGGGCCAAAUAUAUUCUCAAUAUUUGGAACUAAUGUUUUUAAGGUUUUUAGAAAAAUCAGGUCAUUUAAGAAAUUGUUGUGUGGUUUCUGAUUUAUAGAGGCUUAAGUUUUCCAUCUUCACUGUAUGUUGCUGAAAGUGAGGAUGAGGAUACACAGUUGAUAUUUUUAGAAACAGUAAUUUUACUUUUAAGGAAAUUGGCUAGCUCUUUGAGCUAGAGAGCUGUAGGAAGCUCAACAUUCUUUGUAGAGAACGUUGCUUUUGUUGGAUUGUACAGGUAUAAAAACAUUGCUUUUGUUGUAUAGGUGUAAAGGGAAUAACUGUAUGCAGGUUUGAAAAGGAAAUGCGCUUUAGGCACGAGUCAUAAGAUGCCAUUGUACUUGUAGGUAUUUUAUUUUCCAUUAGAAAUGAACAUCAGCUCUUCUCUUCUGACUGGUAACACGUAGCCCCAAAGCACGAGAUUAUUUUUUCAUCGGGUUUUUAUUGCUGUUGUUUAGUUUUGGUUUGUUAACGCCAACCCAGUCUGUCUGUGGAACACUGACUCUGCUCUCUAAUGAGAACAAAGUUAGAAAUCUGCUGAUAACCUAAAAUAAUUUAGAAAUGAAUUAAAAAUGUGAAGUCAGGGGUUAAAGUGACGAUGAUAAAAUAGCAUGCAAGAAACAAGCUCCUUCCAUCAGACUUGGCUACUGUUUUCUUCUAGUAUGAUUUGGUUUGGAAGAGCCUCUUGUUUCCUUCUCUUUGAGGUAUGUCUUCCUUUCUUAAUAUGUUUGUAACAUUAUUGAGAUAUAAUUCACAUACCUUACAAUUCACCCAUUUUAAGGGUACAAUUCAGUGGUUUUUAGUGUAUUCACAAAGUGAUGUAACUGUGACCACAGUCAAUUUUAGAACAUUUUGUUACCCCAAAAAGAAACCCUGUACCCUUGAGCAGUCACCUCUCAUUUUCUCCCAGUGUCCACCCACCCCCAGCCCCUGGCAGCCACUAAUCUAUAUCUCUCUCUGUAGAUUUGCCUUUUCUGAUUGUUUCAUAUAAAUGGAAUUCUACAAUAUUUGGUCUUUUGGGACUGGAUUCCCAAAUGUCGUUUUCUAUUUGGAGUGAGAAAAUUCUUCUCAUCUUGAGAACUCUUACUGCUGUGAAAGGGAGUGGUUGGUAAAAUCAAUAGAUUUCAGGCAGGAGAGCCAGAUACCUAACAGGUUUUUCUCCGUGAAUCUUAUGCCGAAUAGUUUUUCCUCAUAACCAAGCAUUUAUGAUGUAUUGCUACUUAAAAUAUUGUGGCUAGUCUCUAGAAUGGAUGUUGAAAUCUUUGCCUCCUCAGUCAGGAAGAGUCCUGCUAAAAAUCAGGCUAAAAAUCAGGCCAAAUGACUUGGCAAAUAAUUGACAAAGUGUUUUUCAGGUGUGUCUAUCUUUGCUAGCAGCUUGUACACCUCAGGCCAGGUGAGCUCCCCAAAUUUCUUUUUUCAUUUACUCCAGUGAGUUUCUGCUGUCUCUCUCAAGUAUGUACCAUAGGACUUAAAGGUGAUUUGGAUGCGUUGUAACACUGCUAAAUGUACUAAGUACAGAAUUUUAUUUACAGUACUAUGAGACAGUCAGUUAUUGCCUAGGGUAGUUCAAAAAUAUGAUGUCAGCUAGUUAAGCUUUUAUUUGACUGAUGUCAGUGAUAUUCAGAAGUGUGUACCAAUCAAGGCUCUUUAAAAUACAGAACGACUCACUUAAUAACCAGGGAACCAGCCAAAUACUGUGCAGCCGCAGAAUAUGCAUAUCAAUGAACUGGAGACGAUUAUUCUCUGUAACUCCCUAAUGAUUGUUUUCUAAGUAUUGUGGCUUCUCAGUGACUUGACAGCAUCUUCCUGGUUGGAUGUGGCCUGUUUACAUGAAGUAUUGAGUAAUGUUUGUUGUGAUCAUCAAUGCCUGUAACACCAAACUAAACACAUGUUUUUGGGAUAUGUUUCCAAUCUUUAAAUGACCUUGCCCUGUCCAAUAAAUGAAUGAUUGUCUCA
Messenger RNA from Piliocolobus tephrosceles (Ugandan red Colobus), 3585 nucleotides. Its product is annotated as membrane magnesium transporter 1. The transcript has a single exon. Bases 291 to 686 code for a protein of 131 amino acids. Gene Ontology annotation, cellular component: Golgi apparatus; plasma membrane; EMC complex. The record is from RefSeq and is a predicted model, not a curated record. Lineage: Eukaryota; Metazoa; Chordata; Mammalia; Primates; Cercopithecidae.